Molecule: messenger RNA, 609 nt
Organism: Cladophialophora carrionii CBS 160.54
Lineage: Eukaryota; Fungi; Ascomycota; Eurotiomycetes; Chaetothyriales; Herpotrichiellaceae
Exons: 4
Coding region: 1-609 (202 amino acids)
Molecular function (GO): RNA binding
Source: RefSeq, a predicted model, not a curated record
AUGUCCGACACACAAGAUGUCAGAGACGAGCACAAAGACACCCACGAAGAUGGCGGUGAGGAGGAAGAAGAGAUUGCAGCAAUGAAGAGGCGCGUUGCUGAGAUGGAGUCUGAAGCCGCCAAGCUACGCGAGAUGCAAAGUCACCUUGAACAAUCGUCGGAGAGCGUGCCUAGAGAAGACCGCGAAGACGUAGAUGCGCGCAGCAUCUUCGUUGGGAACGUGGACUACCAGGCGACACCCGAAGAGAUCCAAGCACAUUUCGCAACUGGGCCCGGGACCAUCAACCGUGUUACGAUCCUCCUUGACAAGUUCACGGGUCAUCCCAAAGGGUAUGCAUAUGUGGAGUUUUCAGAUCCAGGACUGGUGGCUCAGGCGUUGGUGCUCAAUGAAAGUACCUUCCGUGGUCGUGCAUUAAAGGUCGUGCCUAAACGUACAAACCUUCCCGGCAUGACGCGAGGUAGAGGCAGAGGCGGUCCUAUGCGCGGUGGUCGAGGAGGAUUCGGUGGACGAGGAGGUUUCGGCGGCGGCUAUGGCGGCGGCUAUGGUGCUCCAAGAGGGGGUCCGCGGGGCGGGUUUAGAGGACGCGGCCGUGGGUUUGCACCGUAUUGA